Molecule: messenger RNA, 759 nt
Organism: Aspergillus vadensis CBS 113365
Lineage: Eukaryota; Fungi; Ascomycota; Eurotiomycetes; Eurotiales; Aspergillaceae
Exons: 11
Coding region: 1-759 (252 amino acids)
Source: RefSeq, a predicted model, not a curated record
AUGUUGCCGUGGCUUCUCCAGACUAUUGACAUCGCCACCGCUCUCGAGGCGAUCUUGGUUGGGGUGCUCUUGGGCGCCAACAUUGCCCUCCUACUCGUGUCCGCCAAUGGCUGGGCCGACGUCCAGCAACGUGCGGCGAAGCUCGCCGUCCUGAACCUAUUGCCGCUCGCUGCUGCCAUUCUGAUAAUGAUUCCCAUGACCCUGCAUGCGGUCAUCCAGCAGCACUGUCAGGUCGCCAUGAAAAUUCACUACCUUCUGAUGGUCAUGGUAAUGCACAUCUGGCCGGGGCAAUAUCUAUAUCUCUGGUUACCUCACUCAGGAUUUCACUUAUGCUUCCAACUCCAGCCCUUCUAUGUCACUUACUGGAAUAAUGCGCCCGGACCGCGCAUCCUCCUAUCGAUCAACUUUUCUCCGUUUACGACCAUCGUGUUCAUUAUAGAGGAUAUUGGCAUGUUCGAGCAGCGGCGGGCCAUGGUACGUAAGCUGAAAAUCGACCUGUUGGAUCUUGAUCAUAGUGAAUUUAAGAUAUAUAAUAAUCCUCUACGGCCAGGGACUUCCAUUAAUCCUGGGCCAAUAGUGGCCAGGGAACAUUAUAAAAAGCUAGCUUCAAUUUAUCAACAAGUCCGGGAUGCAGUUCAGCUACAGACAAGGGCAGAUAUUAAACUUUUCAACUUUAAUCUUAAGCUGUAUCAUACCUGGGCGGUCCCUUGUCGCGACAACAACACCGUCAUUAAUAUACAAAGUGAUUAUCAAAAGUGA